Messenger RNA from Sesamum indicum (sesame), 2074 nucleotides. Lineage: Eukaryota; Viridiplantae; Streptophyta; Magnoliopsida; Lamiales; Pedaliaceae. The record is from RefSeq and is a predicted model, not a curated record.
CCACAUGGUGUCUAUAUGGGAAGUCGUGACAAUGUGGGAAACAUGAGGAAUAUGGACGGGACUGGUGGAAAUGUACAUGGAGGUGUGGGUGGAGGAACUGUUGGUGGUGGGAGUGGAGGAACAAUUCUCUUUGUUGAUUACUUGCAUUGGUGGACAACAGAUGCUCAACUGGAAGCAGAACUAUGCAAGUAUGGGCCAGUGAAGGAGGUGAAGUUCUCUGAAGAGACAGAUACUGGGAAGUCAAAAGGUUACUGUCAGGUUGAGUUUUAUGAUCCAGCAGCCGCCACUGCCUGCAAGGAAGGGAUGAAUGGGCAUAUAUUUAAUGGGCGACCAUGCGUAGUUGCAUAUGCCUCACCCCAUACAUUUGAGAGAAUGGGUGAAGCCCAGGUCAACACGAACCAACCACAGAUGGGCCAAACUGCUAAUCAGCCACAGAGAGGGCCAGGAGAUUUGCCUAGCAAAUCUGGUGGUGUUGGUAGCAGCAUACAAGGUAGCGGGAAUCAUCAAUCUGGUGGUGAUAAUAAUGGUAGAGGCUUUGGGAGAGGAAAUUGGGGUAGAGGUAAUUCUCAGGGAGGGAUGGGCAAUAGGAAGCGAAUUGGCACCAUGAAGGGCGGGGCAGGUGGAAUGGCGAUUCGUGGUUUGACAGGUUAUGGUAAUGGAUUUGGACAGGGUAUUGGUGCUGUACCUCCUUUCUUGCAUCCACAAGCAAUGAUGGGACAAGGCUUUGAUCCUGCUUUUGGAGGCCCAAUGGGGAGAAUGGAUAGUUAUGGGGGCUUUCCUGGUGCUCCUGGCCCACCCUUUCCAGGAAUGUUACCUUUGUUUGGGCCUGUUGGAAAUGUUGGAAUGCCUGGUGUGGCUCCCUAUGUUAAUCCAGCGUUCUUGAGGAGGGGAAUGCCUUUGAAUGCCAUGGGAAUGAUGCCCACUCCUGGAGUUGAGGGACCUAAUAUGGGAAUAUGGCCGGAUCCUAAUGUGGGGGGAUGGGCAGGCGAAGACCAUGAAGGGAGAGCAGGAGAGUCUAGUUAUGGGGAAGUAGCUGCUUCUGACCAUGAGUUUGGAGAAGGAAGUCAAGAAGGAGGGCCAAGGCCAGAUGCCAUGAAGGAAAAAGACAGAGAACAAGAAAGGGACUGGUCUAGCUCUUCAGAAAGGAGGUCGCGAGAAGAUAGAGAAGCAGCUUAUGACAGAGAUUUUCCUAGAGAAAAAGAUACUGGACGUGAUCAUGAUUGGUCAAAAAGGAGACAUCGUGAUGACAGAGAUGGGGGAAGAGACAAGGGAAAGGACUGUUAUAGGGACCGCGAGCGUUCGUCAGACCAAGAUCGUGGUCGUGAACGUGAGCGAGAUCGCCGUAGGGAUGAUAGAGACCGGUAUGCUGAUCAUCAGAGGUAUAGGAAUCGUGAGCCUGAAUAUGAUGAUAAAUCAUCAAGAACUCACAAGUCUAGGUCAUCAGACGAGGAAGAACAGAGAUCAAUAAAAAGAGAUGGUGAUUCUGGGAGAAAGCGCCGCAUAACCUCCGAUUAACUCAGGGUCUGUAGAAUGUGUCAGGAUUUAUUUCAGAGAGGAAGCAAUUGUGCACUAAACCAACUGCGAUACUGGUCACUCGAUGUUUUGCUAGCUGGUUUAUUGGAUGCCUGCCAUCAGUGCACUUUGUGAGUUCUAAUUACGCCCAUUACUUCAGUGUUCUGAGGACUCCUUCAGGAAACAGGUUUUCUUGAACGUACGAGUCAACUGGAAGGAAUUGAUUUGUGACCUGAAGCUGCCCCUGCUGAAGUCUGGAUUAUCGCAAAAUGGGUAGUGGAACAUGAAACCUCUUUAGCCAAGAUCCGUUACAGCGUAACCCUUUCAGUUUUCAGACAUUUCGUUAGUUCAAUGUUUGUGGAUAGUACUACAGGUUAAAAUGCUGAUGUCUGGGAUCUGGUUACUGUAUGAAUGUGAUGUAAUAUCAGAGUAAAAAGGCACACAGUCUUGCGGUUUUCGUCCCCUUUUUCUUAUUUUGACUUUGUUGUAAUGCUUUUCCCCGCAUUUUUUGUUGGGUUAAGCAUGUUCAUACAGCAGUUUUUCACAAGAUCAUGUAGAUUGU